CUUAUAAAACAAAAAAAAAACAAAUAUGAAUGUCUAUCUAAACAGUUGAUUGAGAGCGCCAUCAAGUGAAAUAAUAUUAAAACCUUCUGCGUAAAACGCUCUCUGCCGUUUAUCUUUGUCAGAGCGAUCUUAGGGGUAACCGGCGCUUUCUCUAUCAAAAGAUGCCAAUGCUGUCGCGUAGAUGGCGUUAUUCUUAAAACUGAGCCGAGCUGUUCGUAAAAAUAAUAAAUAUUCGUAAAUAUUCAGUUGUUUCGUAAAAAAUAUAUUUUGAUGUUUGUUAAUGAAACAUAUUAAAGACCAAACACAACGAAUAUAUUUUGUAAAUAUGUUUUAUUCGAUAAUUAACAAAAAAUGUAUUGUUUUGAACUAUACACGAUCGAUUUAUUCUAAAUUUAGUAUGGCUUUACUCUUAAAUAAAAAGCAACAUAUUGGCAACAAACUUACUGUUAAAUGUGGACAAGACUCGCUGCAUUAUUACCAGAAAACUAACUUCUGCUCAGUAAUUUCGCCUCAUCUACUAUAUUUGUUUCAGUUCUGGUGUAUUGCAUUUGUUACUUAGGUAUUUUCGUUAUUAAGCGGCGUUUUUGUACAUUGUGUAUAAAUUGUAGACUACGCACAUAACCACGAUAUGUAUAAACUAUCAGGACCUUAAAGUAUAGAAUCUUCUCUGAUACUUUUUAACAUUAAAUUGAAGGGUAAUGAUUUUUCACAAGUACAUUCCUUUACCUCGUUAAUCUCUUCCUAAAUAGAUGUUCCUAUUAUAGUAAGCAAUGUUGCUUAAACUUGUUCUUGUUUUCUAUAAACUGCCGUAGUUUAUGAGCAAUCUGAUAAACAAUUAAUUGUCCACCAACUGACCACAGUAAUAAUGGUCCGAUUCAUUUAUGAAGGUACCGUCAUAAGUUUGGAGCAAAUUUCAAACAAUCAACGCGGAAAGCGGCGAAGUAAGCCAAAACAAAAGACGACGUCCAAAACAAUCAGUCUUUACUCGAUAACCACUGAGCCUGGAUCGUUAUUUGAUACCUGAAAGUAAAUGAGUAACUAGAUACCUCCAUCAUAUUUUCUUGGGAAUAAGUAUUUAGAAAGAUAUUUGUUGAUAAGGGAAGAAAUGUCAAGUGCGUUACGGUGACGUGGAAUGCGGCAUAAACGUAAACAUGAAUAAGUUUAUACUUUGUGCUGUGCUGGCUUUCUACGCUGCAUCUACUGUGCAGUCUGGAGACUUCCAGGAGAACUUAGUAAAUGGCUACCGAGCGCUUAUCGCAGACAUUCAGAUGCGAACACAAAAGUCAAGAGAAGAUAUGGAUACGCUGGUGUCGCAAAUAAAACUACUCAUGAAGAACGAAGCCGACAAGGCGAUCAACUACAUGACUGUUUAUUUGGAACAAAUAUCGUUGUAUUUUCAAGUAAUCAUACACGAUCGGAAACCUCGGAACGGCACAUAUUGUAAAGAAACUAUCGUCAAGCUACUGGGAGAAAAUCUACAACUUGCCGAUGAAAAUGUCACAUUAUGCCUCGCUCUAGGUUACCAGCGAGUCCAGCGGUUACCAGAAAAACUACAAGUACACUUUGAAACGUUAGAAAACUUAAAAAAAUAUUCGGCAUCGAAAUUAUUUGAGUGCCAGAAGCAACAACAAGUUGGUGGCAACUGUUCCCAUGAGAGCCAAGAUCUGGAGCGGACUGUGUUCCUCUACGAAACAUCGCCGUUUCCGGUAGUGAUGGCGGAGAUAGGCAUACACGGCUUCAAAGAGGUAUCGGAUCUGAGUGUUUGCCUGAAAGACAUAAUCUCCCGGAUGAUGACGCACUCGGUUAAGGUGAUCGGCGACUUCAAUAGGUGCAUCCACAACAUAGAAAUGCCGAAACUGAAGUACUUAUUAAAAUUCAUGAAAAAAUAUGCUUAAAAGGUAAAAUAUGUAGAUUAGCUUUAGUAGUACGAAUAUGAUGCUUGAUAACAGAAAAACAGAAAUAAGAAAAUUUCUGCUUAUGUACAUUAUAAGUGAUGAUUGCCGUUUAAGCGCAAAUACCGCUCAUUUCAUUUAUGAUAUUCAACCUAACGGAAUCUAACUAUAAUCUUUAAGCGACGGAAAUGAAUCCAAUUUUACAAAAAGCUUUGUAAUAGAAAAUAAGAAACUGCUGCAAUAUCUAUAUGAUGAGGGAUUCAAGUGUCCGUCCCUAAAAUCUAUCAAAAGGGCAAAGGGAAAUUGGAUAUGAUUGUUGUGUACGAGUACAAAUUGAAUGAACUAACUGUCAAACAAGUUGUAUGUUGGAUUAUUUUGAACCUUGUUACAUUAAAUACGGAAUUUACAAGA
Molecule: messenger RNA, 2303 nt
Organism: Cydia pomonella (codling moth)
Lineage: Eukaryota; Metazoa; Arthropoda; Insecta; Lepidoptera; Tortricidae
Exons: 5
Coding region: 1152-1895 (247 amino acids)
Source: RefSeq, a predicted model, not a curated record